Molecule: messenger RNA, 3780 nt
Organism: Ostreococcus tauri
Lineage: Eukaryota; Viridiplantae; Chlorophyta; Mamiellophyceae; Mamiellales; Bathycoccaceae
Product: DEAD/DEAH-box helicase, putative
Exons: 1
Coding region: 1-3780 (1259 amino acids)
Molecular function (GO): nucleic acid binding; ATP binding
Source: RefSeq, a predicted model, not a curated record
AUGUCCUCGAACGCGCGCUCCAUCGUCGCGAGGGAUGUCACGGGACGAGAGGUCGUCGUCACCGUGGACGCCGAGCGAACCUCCAUCGACGACGCGCGCACCGCGAUCGCGCGCGCGCUGGGCGUCCCGAACGCGCGCGCGCGCUGUUACCCGAUCGGUUCGAGCGACGAACUGCGCGGAGGGGCGAUGUGGGGCGACAGGGACGCGCGAGUGUACGUGGUCGGGUACGCGCGCGCGCGGGCGCGCGUGACAAAGCGGCGCGCGCGCGGCGACGAAUCGAUCGAAGAUACCGGAGCGGAAGCGCGGGUGAGGGCGACGAAGACGGAUGAAAUAGAACCCAUGCGACCGGUGGAUGCGCUGUGGGCGUCCGUGAUGGCGGACGCGCGACGCGCGUCGAACGGAGAGGCGACGGGGUCGGGCGCCGAUUUCGCGACGCCGAUUGAAUCGUUGCAGCGGCUGAGCGGAAAGUACAGAGCUUUGGCGCGAAUAUCGCUGUUUUUGCAUCGACAGAACAUUCAGCCGACCAUGCGUUUGAUCACGCGAUCGAUGGCGAGCGAGGUGGCGGUUACGACGGAGGACGCGCGCGCUAUGGAGGCGUUAUGUCCCGGGAGCGUUCGGCUGAUCGAGCGACGAAGAAGCGCGGAGGAGGAAGCGGGCACGGAUAAAGAAAUCGUGGUCGACGUGACCGCGCCGGAUGAGACAGGACCGAGCGCGUUCACGACGCCGGCUUAUCGUAUGGCGCUCACGAACGCGGACGGUGCCAGCGAGGCGAUAGCGCUGCAGGGUACGCGUCGAUCGAUGAGGAGUAUAGGCGGCUACGUUCGCAUGGCGGAGAUGACGGAUCGCUUCGGCGCAAAUUUUGGACGCGUCGUGGAUAAGUACGCGGCGGCGUUCGAACGCGGUCUCCGCGAUGUCAUCGAACGCGCACCGCUCGAUGCGACGAAGGACACACCGCUACGCGCGUUCGUCGACGCGGUUUUAGAGAUGCGCGCGAGCGAAGCCGCGGAGCGAGCCGCGGCAAAGCGCGAGGGCAUCUUGGCGCCACCAGAGGCGAUGGACCGACCGCCAGCACCGCCUCGCGCGCGGGCAAAACGGACGAAAAAUGGAAAUACAGAUGGUAAAGACGGGCCGUGCUGCAGUACCGAACCGAUGAACGUGGACGAAUUCGUCGGACAUCUCAGAGAAACGCUCGCAUCGAGUGGGCAAAUCGUGCACGUGGAAACGAUGGAAGCCAAACCCGCCGUUCGCGCGACGCUCUCGGAGAGCGUUUCGCUGAGCGACGCGACGAUCGCCGCGUUCAAAGGCGGUAUCGGAUUAGAUCUUAAGAGUAGACUCUUCAGUCAUCAGGCGAGUGCCAUCGAAUCGAUUCUAGGGGAGACUACUCCGCGGAAGCACGUUAUCGUUUCCUCCGGCACUGCUUCCGGGAAAUCGGUGUGUUAUAACGUGCCAGUGGUGGACACUUUGCUAGCCGAUCCGAAUGCUACCGCGCUAUACAUGUUUCCCACGAAAGCCUUGGCGCAGGACCAACUAAGGGCGCUGCGGAUCAUCUUGGCCAACGUCCCAAAGAGCGAAGAGACAGUGUUUGGCAUUGGCAUUUAUGACGGGGACGUUCGGAGCAAAGAGGCGAGAGCUGAAGUGCGCUCAAGCGAUCGCCUCAUAAUCACCAACCCAGACAUGUUACACGUUAGCAUUCUCCCGUCACACAAACAGUGGGUUCGUUUUCUCUCUGGACUACGAUACGUCAUCAUCGAUGAGGCGCACGCGUAUUCGGGGGUGUUUGGUUCGCACGUGGCGCUCAUCGUCAGACGCUUGCGUCGUUUGUGUUCCGAGUUGUACGGCUCAUCGCCGCAAUUCAUUAUAAGCUCCGCCACCGUCGCAAAUCCACUGGAUCACGCGCGAGAUCUCAUAGGAUUUCACGGUGUGCGUCCGGAUGAAGAUACCAUCGAGACGGUGACGAACGAUGGCGCUCCUCGAGGGGUGAAGACUUUUUUGCUGUGGAAUCCGGCUCUCAAACCAGGACAGUCGCAUCAGACGAACACGGAGAGAAAAUUUCGCCGUGUGACGUCGAUCGAGCGCGGAAAGGCGGCGCUGGCGAAAAAACUUCGCGAAACGUCAACACUCGUAGACGUGCCCGCCGAAGUUGAGGAUAUCAUCGUGGCAGAUGUCGAAGGAGCUCGCACGAGUCCAGUGGUGGAAAUUUCACAAAUUCUCGCAGAGUGCGUGCAACACAAUCUGCGAUGCCUCGCGUUCUGCAAGACGCGCAAGCUAUGUGAACUUGUUCUCGUGUACACUCGAGAGAUACUCCGAUCAUCGGCACCGCAUUUAGCGGACAAGGUUGCGUCGUAUCGGGGUGGCUACGAAGCUGGCGAACGCCGCGUCAUAGAAAAAGAACUCUUCUCCGGUGUUCUCCUCGGCGUCGCCACGACGAACGCCCUAGAGCUUGGUAUCGAUGUCGGCUCUCUCGACGUUACGCUCCACUUAGGAUUUCCCGGGUCGGUUGCUUCCCUUUGGCAACAAGCCGGACGAGCAGGUCGGCGCGAAGGCAGAGCGUUGUCCGUCUACGUCGGCUUUGAUGGGCCGCUCGACCAGCACUUCAUGAGACAACCACGAGCGUUGUUUGACGCCCCGCACGAAUUCUCCUACGUCUGGGCACAAAACCCGACCAUCGUUGCGCAGCACAUGCUGUGCGCCGCGUUUGAGCGGCCGCUGUUCGCUAAUCCGGGCGUGGAUGAGGUGUACUUUGGUUCCACAGCUCGAGAAGUCGCCAGUCAAAUGGUGGCAAAAGGCCGACUCACGGUGGAUCCCGGUUCGUUCGUAGCGUGGAAUCCGGCGGCAAAAAUCGCUCAACCACUCCUUGCGUGCACCGAUAAGUCUCCUGCUCUCGACGUAAGCGUGCGAACGAUUGAGGAAGAGCAUUUUGACGUCGUGGACGUGAGCACGUCGCGAGAGAAAAUCAUCGCCAGUGUCGAAGCCUCAAAGGCGUUUUUCGAGGUAUAUGAAGGCGCAGUUUACACGCAUCAAGGACGUACGUUGUUGUGUACAAAGCUCGAUCUUGAGCGUCGACGUGCACACGUGCGAAUGGCGGACGUAAAAUACUUCACUCGCGUGAAGCACGAAACGACGUGCUCAGUUCCGGGCGGUAUGCGUGUGUACGGUGAGACAGACACCUCGCUUCCGAUGUCGCAGUGCGUCAAAUGUGAUGAAGUGAACAUCUCAACCGUCUUCACCGGCUUCAGUCGCGUCGCCCGCGGCUCACAGGCCAAGUUUGAUCACGUGUCGUUCCCGCCUCGUUCGACAGAGUUUCACACGGUCGGCGCCUGGCUCCGGAUCCCGGAUGAUAUCGUCAGCAAAGCCUCGGAAACGGUGGAUCUGCGCGCGGGCGUGCACGCAGCUUCCCACGCCGUACUCAACGCCCUUCCCUUGCGCGUCCCAUGCGGAGAAAAUGACGUCGGUUGCGAGUGCUUCUCCGCCGACCUCCACGCCGAACGCGGUCGCCGAUACAAGCCGCUUCGAUUUCUCAUCUACGACCGCCAUCUUGGCGGCGUGGGCAUCACUCGUCGCGCCGCCGAACUCCUUCCAGAGCUCAUCGGGAUCGCUCGAGACCUCGUUCGAGCGUGUUCGUGCGCUCGCGCGGACGGAUGUCCAUCGUGCGUGCAGCGCCUCUCGUGCGACGCGCACAACGCGCACGUGAACAAACGCGCCGCCGAGUUCGUGCUCGACAACGUCAUCGCGGCGUUCGCACCCGAGCCCGACGAAAAAUCGACGCGUAGUAACAUGUAG